Coturnix japonica (Japanese quail) is the source of this 2116-nucleotide messenger RNA. RefSeq names its product nucleolar protein 9 (gene NOL9). Gene Ontology annotation, molecular function: polynucleotide 5'-hydroxyl-kinase activity. Gene Ontology annotation, biological process: cleavage in ITS2 between 5.8S rRNA and LSU-rRNA of tricistronic rRNA transcript (SSU-rRNA, 5.8S rRNA, LSU-rRNA). Gene Ontology annotation, cellular component: nucleus. NCBI's taxonomy places the organism in Eukaryota, Metazoa, Chordata, Aves, Galliformes, Phasianidae. The record is from RefSeq and is a predicted model, not a curated record.
GGCCAUGUCCGUACGGUACAUCCGGUAGAAGCGGCCAUGCCCGCACGUCGCGUCCGUCCCCGCCGGUCUCAGUCCCGCGGCUCCGUCGUGGAUCCCCGCGAUGAAGCCCCGUGGCCGGAUCUGGCCGCUCCGCCGUCGCUGUCUCGGUCCGUCACGGAUCCGCCGGUCGGGGCGGGGCUGGCGGCCGUGGAGGUGCGGGAAGGCGCGGCGGUGCUGCUGCUGGCCCCGCAGCAGGUGCUGACGUUCACCGGGAGGUGCCGGUUGCGCUGUUUGCUGGGCGCCGUGCGGGUGCUGGGCUUCACGGUGGAGCCGCACCAGCCGCCGUUACCGGUGCUGUCCCCGCCGACGCACUGCGCGCUGUCCCUGGAGGCGCUGCCCGCCGCUCACACCGACGCCCGGCAGCUCCGCUCCGCCGCCCGCAGCGCGUUGCGCGCUCACCGCGUCCGCCGCCCGGCCCGGCAGCGGGUGAUGGCGCGGUUCCGGCCGGGCUGCGCCGUGCUGCUGCUGGAGCAUCUGGACACGGCGCUCACGCGGUUCCUGCUCAGUUUUCCGCCGCUCUGCCGCCUCUUCCAGCCGCCGUUCCGACGCGUCCCGCCGGGCGCUGCCGCCGCUCACGGCCCGCGACGCCCCGACGGCGGCACCGCGCACAGCGACACCGAGACCGACCCCGACGUGGCGGCCGAGCUGGCGCUGCUGGCGGCCGUGGGAAUCGUGCCCUGCGGCCCCGAGCGCGGCCUGAUGCUGUCGGACAGUGCAACGGGAGCCCUGAGCCAGCUGCUGCGGGGCUGCUGCGUGGAGGAUGAAGGCGUCCCCGUCAUCAUGGUGUGUGGCCCCAAGAGCAUCGGCAAGUCCACGUUCAACAGAUACCUCAUCAACCUGCUGCUCAACCACCUCCCCUCUGUGGAGUACAUGGAAUGCGACAUAGGCCAGACCGAGUUCACACCACCCGGAUGCGUGUCUCUAAGUACCGUAACGGAGCCGUUUCUCGGUCCGCCAUUCACACACCAGCGGACGCCGCGUAAGAUGGUGUAUUAUGGGCAGAGCAGCUGUGAGCAGGACACAGAGAGAUACAUCGAUGUGGUCAAGUACGUGUUCAGCUCCUACAGGAAGGAAGUGCCUUUAGUCAUCAACACUAUGGGCUGGGUGAAAGGUGAGGGGCUGCUGCUCCUGACCGAUAUGAUCCGGCUGCUGUCGCCCACUCACGUGGUUCAGAUGGAUGUGUAUGACUGGAAGGCCAUGGCUCCGCUCACCCCCGAGAGCGUCCGUGUGGCUCCUGGGCUGUACACCAAGGGCCAGCAGCAGGGCAAGGGCAAGAGGAUGGACCUGAGUGCGGCAGAGAGCUGGAAGUGCUCGGAAGGGGAGGAAGAUGCAUCAGCUCCUGACUAUAAACUGCUCUACGUGCACCCUGAGUUCCCUGGAGCUGGGGCUGCGGGUGAAGCGCGAGUGCACAGCAGCAUCUUACGUGACAUGUCCAUCCUGGGUUACCUGGGGCAGCUGCAGCCCCCAGAUGUGCCGUCUGUCCUUCCACUGCACAGCAUCGUGCCCUACCAGGUACCUUUUAAUGCUGUUGCACUCAGGGUUAUUCACACUGAUGUCGCUCCUUCCAACAUCAUGUACGCAGUGAACGCCAGCUGGGUCGGGCUCUGCAGGAUCCCAGAUGAAAUCAGAUGCCAAAGUGCCGGCCCGGUGCUGCUGACACAGACACCCAUCUGUGAUUGUCUGGGCUUCGGGAUUGUCCGAGGGGUCGACAUGGAGAAGCAUCUCUAUCACAUCCUGACCCCGGUGCCUCCCCAGAGCCUGAGGGUGGUGAACUGCCUCCUGCUGGGAAACAUCGCCGUCCCAAACUGCAUCUUUGUGAGCCAGGAAGGAAUCGAGGGAGAGAUCCCCUACGUCACAUCUGAGUACAACUACAGCAUCCUGGGCUCUGGGAAGCUGAGAAAGAGGAAGUGUUUUAAGCAGAGGGAAUCCACGUUGCAGUGUGAUGACACCUGAAGCCUUUGGGACUUUGGGCCAAACCUGUAGAUACCAAACGAUCAUUUUUAACAGUGUUUUAUAUUUUCAGUAUGUAUUUUGGUGUUUUGUAGUAAAUAAGUUGAAAACGUUGGUUUGAUCUGAA